Anguilla anguilla (European eel) is the source of this 6091-nucleotide messenger RNA. RefSeq names its product CD37 molecule (gene cd37). Gene Ontology annotation, cellular component: membrane. The transcript is spliced from 10 exons. The record is from RefSeq and is a predicted model, not a curated record. The coding region runs from base 283 to 1155 and encodes 290 amino acids. NCBI's taxonomy places the organism in Eukaryota, Metazoa, Chordata, Actinopteri, Anguilliformes, Anguillidae.
GCGUGGAGCAAGCAAUGUCUCUUCCGACAGCGUAAUACACGUCAUACUGAAGGUGACGCAAAUACAACACGGAAGGUUUGUUACAGAAAGUUGUUUCAACCACGGAAAGUUUUAGUGUACUGUAAGAGCCUACGUAUCGCUGGUUUUCUAAAUAUCAAGCUAGUUCCAGAGCACUUGUCUGACCUUUAGGUUAUUGAUCUGGAAAACGUAUUGCGUUCAUUCCAACGUGUGCAUCGUGUGCAUACACUAAUUUGAGUUACUUCUCAGAACACAGCAGAAGAUAUGGUAUCACAAGGCUGCCUCAGUCUCAUCAAAUACUUCCUGUUCCUGUUUAAUCUGUUCUUUUUUACCCUGGGAUUGCUCCUGCUCUCUCUUGGAUUAUGGAUUGUGUUUGAUGAAGUGAGCUUCUUCAUGCUAGCCCCCUCUUCCCUUUCUCUCUCUGUACUCUCAUAUUUUCUGGCCAUUGGGGGCACUGUCACUAUGGCAGUGGGCUUUUUUGGAUGUGUGGGUGCACUGAAGGAGGUCAGAUGCAUGCUGGGAAUGUAUUUCUUCCUGCUCACAGUCCUGCUGGCAGCUCAGAUUGUAGGAGGAGUUAUUUUCUUCACACAAAAGACUGCGUUUGAAGACAAAGUAAAAGAGCAUGUGCUCCAAAUCAUCACAUCAAUCAGAAAGAAUAACUCCAGUCUGAACCAUUUUGAGAAGACUCUGGAGUACAUACAGAGAGAGGUAAACUGCUGUGGUUGGAAUGGACCGAUGGACUGGGGAGAUGAUAUGGUGCCUUGCAGUUGUUACCAGCUUCCCAACAGCACUGUUUUUGAACAUUUAAACCAAGGGAUGAAUAAUGGUUCUCAAAAGCUUUGCCCUUGCCAUUCCAGGUUCUUCCCUCAAAACAACACCUGCAACAUUUAUGAGCAAGGCUGCAGAGAAGGUAUUAAGGAGUGGCUUGAAGAAAACGUGGUAAUCAUUCUGGGCGUGUUGUUUGCUGUGGUGCUAGUUGAGUUCAUCCAGUGCAUCGGUCUCACAAUGUUCUAUUGUCUCAGUCAUUGUCAUCAUUGCUGUCACCAGCCACUAAAGACAAAUGACAGGCUCUUUCAGCCUUCAAGAGCCCCAUUAGCCAGCACAGUAACUCAACAAAGCUGGCAUUUCCAAGGAUAACAAAAAUGAAUGCUGCUACCUGAAAGACGACAAUGUGUUGUUACCACCUCCAACGACGUGGACGAGGGGUUGCACUUUAGGAGGCAUAGAAAAUGAAUGGUGAAAGGUAAAAACUCAAAUGGUGAAAACUAUGUACACAAGACACCGGCGCUCCAUGCACAGUGCCUGACUCCGCUGGGGCUCAUGCCACUUUGUGAAGCAGAUGUAGUCUGCCACAAUGCAGAGGGGUGCAUCACAAGACCGGCACAACAUCGUCCUGUUGUACAGAUUCCUGCUGUGGCAGAGUACGCAGUGCCUCCUCCCCUUUGUGACCUUGUCACGGACAUCAGAGGAGGUCACAUCUGUGACUGGUACAGGGAAACAGCCCAGUGACCUUCUCUCCACUGCUGUCUCACCACCUCCUCUUCUUCCCUGUGCUCUGUGCUGCCACCCUUGCCCACGUUAACUAGAUGUGCAGAGAGGACCUCCCUGAACUUCUUCUGGGUCAGGGGAGUGUGCUGUUUCUACUGAGCCAGCUCUUUGUGAAUUAUGAUGCUGUUCACCACCGCAAUGUCAACAAAGUGGAGGAACAACUUCCGGUACCAGCGUGUGGUCUUCUGUGAGAUGCCGUGGUACAGGAUGAGAGCGUCUGACAGGUCAACACCCCCCAUGUACCUGUUGUAGUCAAGGACUGGAUCUGGGACUGGAACAGCCUGCCGUGACCAGGUGCCAUCAGGGCUCUUCACACGCCGCUGUGUUGUCCUCCCACUGUACGCCUUGUGAAUGGAGGAACACAUAGUGACAUCCCUACAGUCCCUCCACUUCACAUACAGCAAGGAUCCAUCCCUGAUCCAGCACAUGUCCCCUCGCACAGCUGUCUUGGGUAGAACAUUCACCAUGGUCCUGGAAAACCCAAUCCUGUUCUGCCUGAUGGUUCCACAGGCCCCAUAGUGGAUCCGUUAGAGCUGCCUGAAGAGUGCUGCACUAGUGUAGACGUUAUCCACAUAGAUGUGGUAACCCAUUCCAAGGUAUAGCACCCAAAUCAGGCUCAUGACAGUGUCAUAACUCAGCCCAUUUCCACUAGGGGUGAGUGCUCUUCCCUGGUAGAUGUUGAAAUCACAUGUGUAGCCAGUCUUGCUGUCAGCCAGGACAAACAGCUUGAAGCCCCAUUUCAUUGGUUUAUCCUUCAUAAACUGCUUCAUCUCAUGCUGCGCUGUCAUGGCUACCACGCGCUCAACGAUGGCAAGGUUCUGACGUGGAUGGUAAAAAGCCCUGCAUGCGGUCAGGAUCUGGUCCUGAAGUGGCUUUACCCAGAAUGGGCAAUCGUAACCAGGUUAGUCUCUCAGCUGCUCGUUGAGGAUGUCUGGUGCUGGAUCACUCAUGUGAAUGCAGGCACUGAUGGCAGCAAACCUGUAGCCUGGCAUAAAACUUUGUGGAAAGGCAAGGCUGGUCCAUCCUCCACAGAUCCCAAGCAGAAUGGGGCCUCAUCAGACCCUGGUAAAGGACAAUGGACAGGUAGUGCAGCAUGUCGUUAGCAUCUUCUCACUGCUUCCGUUUCCCCUGAAGUUGUGUGUGCUGUGCAUUCUUAUUGGUGUCGUCACAGAGAACUUCAAUGGCCUCCUUGCUAAAGAACAGCUGGAACAGUUCCAAUGGGCUGUAUUCCUUUGUGACAUCCAGCUGAACUCCAGGCCAUUCCCCCUUAGAAUCGGGCUCUGUGGCUCUUCUUUUAGCCUGACUUGUUCCUGUUGAAGCCCUGUGGGGAUGAGCAGGAGCAGGAGUGGAAGAACUAGCAUCAAGCCUCUGAACCUCUACGGGGGCGUGCAGCAGGGGCGGCAGCAGAGGCAGCCCUGCGACCUUGAGUAACAGGUGGAGACAACACAGGAGCUGGAGCAGUAGCAGCAGAGGCAGCCCUGCAGGCUCGAAUGACAGAAGGAGACAACACUGGAGCUGGAGCAGCAGCAGAAGCUGAAACAGUGGCGGCAGCGCCAGUCCUGUGGGCCUGAGGAGCAGCAGAGGGAGGAGCAGCGGAGGGCACUGCCCGAGCUGCAGCGGUGGAGGGUCCAGCAUCUCCAUCCCCGCAGAAAUAGUGAAAUUUUUUUUAAAUAAACAAAUGACGCAAUGCAAAAGCAUUAUAACACACUUUGAUACACACAACAAUACAUGUAAUCACACUCAUGCAACUCAAUAACACUUUUUUUCAGUACUCAGUGUGUAAUCUUUUGUUGCACACCCUGGGAUUUCUCUGUGUGUUUCACAAACAUUGCUAUCUAUAAUCAGUCAACUUUACAUUCAUCGAGUACAUAUUUGAAAGUAUUUUCCAUGCCCCAAGGGACAAGUAUAGCCCACGGAGACACUACUACCGAAUUGUUUACCAUACGUACAAUAAAAAGAUAAAAUUCCACCAUCUGGAAAAUUCUGUCAAUGUUCCAGCUUCACAACAAAUCGGCACAUGAAAUAUAACACGUACAGUAUUUCAAAUGUACUCAUUAGAGAAUAGCGUUAACCUCUUGAAAAAGUCUAUUUCAUUGUGCGUAGUACGAAUUCUGGCAGAGCUGACCACAACAAGCCACUGCACUAACUACACGAUUAUGACAGCCAUUAGUUAGAACCCCAAUGCAAAUAUGCUCAGCAUUAUUAGCAAAGGCGAACAGUUGUCUACUAAGACGAGACUAGCUAUAUCAAAAAUAUGGCUAGAGGCAUAAAAAAGGUAAAAAAAAAAAAGGCUAAGGUAGAGUGAAGAAAAAGUAUAUAACUGAAAUACUGCGGAAAGUAAUACGUACAUGUCGAGGAGCACAUCUUUGCCGAGUUCAUAUGCUUCCUCCAGUAGACAAUCACUGUUGUCGAAUAGAGCACCCCUUGCGCUCCUCUUCUAAAUGGCUCCAGAAAUCAAUAUCCUCUGGGCUGGGAUAUGCUUUAGCCAUGGUCAACUUUGGAAAACGAAAAUUCAGUUUGAGGCUGAAUGCGCAAACCCAAGACGAUGCCACACAAAUUCCUGUUACGCAGGAAUUUUUAUUUCUGUUUUCGAAUGUGAAAAUAGCCACGUCAUACAUCGUUGGAAAGCUUAGACUGUCUGCUACUGGAUGAAACAAGUGUUAAUCAAACCAGAAUUUAUUCUAAAGGACCACAGUGAAAUUAACAGCAGCUUUCUCAGAUAGUAUACAGGCAUUGCAAAUGAGUUUAUAUUAGAUAAACGGAUCAUCCAAGACAAUAAAUUACCACCGAAUAUUUAAAGGGACAUCUCUAAGCGUAAAACCAAUUAUAUGAUUGUAUACUUAUUCCACAUUUAGUCCCUGAUAUUCAUAGUUAUAUGGCAUCAGAUAAUUACACUAAAAUUAAUCUGGUUUAUUUCACUAUUCAGUGAGCAGCAUUCUUCCCGCUGUGUUAGUAUUGCGUCUGGCUAAUAUAGUUGCAGAUGAGACAGCAAGGGGGGGGGGGAUGCUUGUUAAAUGGACGAUAUACAUGACAAUGGUGACACUCACAAACCCCGUAUUCAGAAUAGUUGUCGUGUAUAGUCUACUAAUAAAGCUAGAACACAAAGUUUGUCGUUUCCUCUCACAGUUUGGUUGCAGUAGCACUGAAUGUCUGAGUUCAGCAAUCUCGGCAUGCCGGCGUGCCAACCACUAGGGGCAUUGCGUGAAGGGGUUAAAAAUCCUAUAAACAGCUAGUAAAAUUUAGGUGCAGUAAAAUUUAGAGUGGUUGAUUUCAGAGGUUGGGGCAGUCAGAGAGAAAAGUUUUUUUUCUUAGAGCUUAUAAUUUAUUGAUAUUUGUCGCAAUGUGAAGAAAAUGUUACCAAUUAUGAAAAAAGGGUUCUAAAAAAAACUUACAUACUGUGCACCUGUGAUGAAAAAAUGUGUCCAUCAACACAGAAAACAUGGUACAAGUAUGUAAGGUACAAGUGAUUUACAAGGUGCUUGAGUUCUGUAUAUUGUUUUUAAGUGUUCACUAUGCUUGUGUGUUGUUUUAAGUACCUUGUGUUUAUCUGGGUGUGGUCUUCUAUAGUGUGUGUGCAUGGACUGUGUAUGUAAUUUCAUAGUGACUGACAUUUCUUGUUUCUGAAUCCCAUACAGAGAUUUUUACAUGGAGUAUUGGCAAGGUAGACUUUUCAUUGAGCCAUUCAAUGUAAACAAUUCUGUGAGCUUUCUUCCAUCAGCUUUCUGUCAUCCUGUCUCACAUAUGAUACCUCCUGAUAUGUUUUGCUAUUUCAGGUGCCAAGAUGUGUCAGGAGUUUUCUGUUUUUUUUUUUUGUUUUUUUUUUUUUAAAGAAAAAUUCUCGGUAAAGCUUGGUAAUCAAAAUAUUUUCAAUGACUCAGAAACAGUUUCCUUACAUAGAUUAACAAUUUUGACAGGACACCAAUUAUUUUUUUUGUUCAUGAGGUAUGGCGGAAAAGAAAAAUAUGGGGGGAAAGUAAAAUCAUAGGGAAACAAUUAGUUUACAAUUCCCAUUAUAUAAUGGUAAUUCUGGUAAGAAUUUGAUUAUAGCACAAAUAAUAUGGCUUUUGUCUAUUAUGCCAAGUGAAUGGUAUAUACAAAUGACCUCCCUUUUUUCUUUCUCUUUAGCUCUGUGGUAUGGUCCUUUCGAUGUCUCUGUAUAGGAAGAUGAAUUUGGAUUACAGUGCACUGACUCGCUAUUCCUAGUCAGGAGUGAGAGUGGGACACGUCGCAUCGUUUCAUAUUUGUCUGGCUACAAUGGACUCAAACUGAAAAUGAUUGACUAUGAUUGUAAUUAAUUGUUGAUAUUUUUCCUUGACAGUAUUGUUUGUGUUUUAUUCAUUCAGUUAAAUGAGUUGUGUCUUGUACAGCCUUCAACUUCAAACGUAUAAUGUCUGUUUACAUCAUAUAGGUAUAGUUUACUGUAUGUCUAUCUUAUGUAAUAUUCUGUGUGCACAUAUUUGAUGUACACCUGUAUUGUGUGUGUAAUUGCUUUUUAAGUCAUUCAAUAAAAUUGUUUACAAAAUUA